AUGACGAAAUUUUACGAAAAAUUACAGAACUUACUCAUAAGCUAUGAAGAUAGACCUAAAGCGAUUGUAACAGAACAAGAGUUGGGCGAGUUGGUGUACGUCUUUCGUGGCAUAGAAAAAGGCAGACCAGUAUGGCGUUAUGUUCUUGUGCCUGCUAACAAACUCAAUGAUUUAGAAGCUCAGCAUGCAAGUACAAAUAUCAAUGUUUUAGAAUUUGGCCGGUUGAUCGAAUAUCUUGAUAAUGGAGGUAAAAUUGAACAAAUGUUUGGAUGGGGCUUCGAUCCACCCAAAAUAAUUCAAACAUGGAUUGAAGAGCAUUAUGAUCCAGCAUCUAUUGAUGAAAACAUUAGUUUGAUUUAUGAGAAAGAUGACAUUCGAUUAUGUACUAUGCAACGUGCAGUUCCACAACAGAAAUUAGGCUUUUGUGCACAUUACCAUCGAAAAGAACGUUUUCAUUAUAUCGAGUUCUAUGAUAAUUGGGAAUCGAGUCUGGCCUACCGAGCAGGCAUCAAAAAUUUUGAUCGAAUCAUCGAACUAAACGGUGUUAAUAUUGAAAACGAUACAUCACAUGACCUACGAAGCCGUUUCAGUACUGACCAACAUCUUCCAGUUCAAAUGCUUGUCUGUAGUCCAGCUACAUAUAUUCAUUACAGAUCUACUGGAAAACUUUUGCAUAGUCAUCUUCGAACUGUCCAUCAUUUGAAACCUGCAUAUGCUACGUCAACGUUGGACUCGAAUACAAAUGCAAAACAAGUUUCUAUCGAUCAUCACAGUUUUUCUGCUGUACAAUGGGAAAAUAGUUGCACUGUAUCUAUAGUACCUCAGUCAGCGAUUUUCAAAUCACAUGAAUUUACUCAUGUAAAUGAUGUCUGCUUUAUCGAAACAGCUGGACACUAUCAAAAAGGACAAAUUAUUUUCAAAGGUUCACAUGAUGAUUGUGAAAAGUUGACACCACAUUCGAUUAAAUCAGUGAUCGGAAACGUUUUCCAUACAGCGGCCAGUUUAUUGAUUAGAAAAAAGCGAUACAUUUUGGAUGCAAAGACAAAGACUAGUCAUGAUUUUGCUAAUAACAACUGUAUAUCUUUACAAAAAUCAUCUCAGAAACUGGAAACAGAUGCAAUACAAUCCAAAACUGCUAUUCAGAAUAUAAAUAAUGAUACCAAUGUGGGACAGCACACACAUAAUAUCAAACAUAUUCAAGACCAUUCAUGUACAACAUUAGAACAGCUUCCAAACCAAUUAUUUUUCUAUUUAUUUACUUUCAUCGAUAUUCAACAUUUAUAUAGCGCUUUCUGUGGACUCAAUUCACAGCUGAACGAUACGAUUCGAUCCUACUGCCCCGACUAUAAACAAUCAUAA
Molecule: messenger RNA, 1359 nt
Organism: Rotaria sordida
Lineage: Eukaryota; Metazoa; Rotifera; Eurotatoria; Philodinida; Philodinidae
Source: the annotation of a GenBank genome assembly